CCCCACCAGCACCACCACCAAAAUGACAUCAACCUUCGCUUCCACCCUCCACGACUCGACCCUCUUCGUCGACAAAUGCUACAUCAACGGCGCCUGGGUCCCCAGCCAAUCCGGCCAAACCUUCCCCGUCACCAACCCCGCCGACGAGACCACCUUAGGCAGCUGCCCCGAAUCCACCGUCGGAGACAUCCAGACCGCCAUCGCCGCCGCGGCCGCCGCCUUCCCCGCCUGGCGCAGCCAGUCGGGCCGCCAGCGCGGCCGCAUCCUGCGCAAGCUGUACGACUUACUCGUCGCGAACCAGCGGGACAUCGGACGGAUCAUCACGGCGGAGAACGGCAAGGUCCGGGGCGACGCGGAGGGCGAGGUGCUCUUCGCGGCGAGCUUCUUCGAGUGGUUCGGCGAGGAGGCCGCGCGCAUCUACGGCGACGUGAUCCCGCACAGCCACCCGGCCAGCCGCGUGCAGGUGCUCAAGGAGCCCGUCGGCGUGUGCGGGCUCAUCGUGCCCUGGAACUUUCCCUUGGCCAUGGGGGCGCGCAAGAUCGCCGCCGCGCUGGCGGCCGGGUGUACCGUGGUGCUUAAGUCGGAUGGGCUCACCCCGUUCGCGUCCAAUGCGCUGGCCGUGCUGGCGGAGCGGGCCGGGGUGCCCAAGGGGGUGUUGAAUGUCGUCACCGCGCUGGAGAAUACCCCCCAGCUCGGGUUGGCGCUGUGCGAGAGCGAGGCGGUCAAGAAGAUCUCGUUCACCGGGUCGACGCGCGUCGGGAAGCUGCUCAUGCGGCAGAGUAGCAACACGCUCAAGAAGUUGAGUCUGGAGCUGGGCGGCAAUGCCCCGUUCAUCGUGUUCGAUGAUGCCGAUGUCGAGGUCGCGGUCACGGCCGCCAUCGCGAGUAAGUUCAAGGUCACGGGCCAGACGUGCGUCUGCGCGAAUCGCAUCUACGUGCAGGAGGGGAUCUACGACCGUUUCUCUCGGCGGUUGGUGGAGGAGGUGCGCAAGUUCCGGGUGGGGAAUGGCUUGGAGGAUGCGCAGGCGACGCAUGGCCCCCUGACCAACGGCUGGGGCAAGACGGCGGAGCAUAUCCGGGAUGCGGUGGGGAAGAAGGCCACCGUGCUGCUCGGGGGCAAUGCGCUGCCGGCGUUGGGGCGGAAUUUCCAUGAGUUGACCAUCCUGGGCGAUGUGGAUGACUCGAUGCGCGUCACGGCGGAGGAGACCUUUGGCCCGCUGGCGGCGCUGAUCAGGUUCAAGACGGAGGAGGAGGUGCUUCAGAGGGCCAACAAGGCUGAGGUUGGGCUGGCGGCGUAUGUCAUGACCACCGACUUGGCCAGAUCUCACCGCGUCUCGGAGGGGUUGCAGACGGGGAUGGUGGCGCUCAAUACGGGGGUGAUCUCCGAUGCGCCGGCGCCGUUUGGGGGUGUGAAGCACUCGGGCAUGGGCCGCGAGGGAAGCAAGUACGGCUUGGACGACUAUCUCACCAUCAAGAUGAUUGUCACGGGGGGGAUUCUCACCUCUCAUUUGUAG
Molecule: messenger RNA, 1513 nt
Organism: Aspergillus fijiensis CBS 313.89
Lineage: Eukaryota; Fungi; Ascomycota; Eurotiomycetes; Eurotiales; Aspergillaceae
Product: NAD-dependent succinate-semialdehyde dehydrogenase
Exons: 2
Coding region: 23-1513 (496 amino acids)
Molecular function (GO): succinate-semialdehyde dehydrogenase (NAD+) activity
Source: RefSeq, a predicted model, not a curated record